GUUUUUUUUUGGUCGAAAUGAUGUUGCGGCAAAUACUUGCGUGCGCAUAGCGGUGUACUUUAUCCUGUUUUUAUUUUUUAGAAAGAGGAGAAAACAGUUUCAGUCUGACUUUGUAUACUUUAAAAAUGCUGGAAUGAAGUUGUGCAGAAAUAUUACGAACCUCAGCCAAGCGCUCUCCCAGUUUUAGUGUGAUGUGUACGCCGGGUGCGUGUCAAAUUUUCCUCUUUGCGAUAUCGCAAGUUUCAAAAUGAUUGAUACUGAACACUUCCGGUACAUGUAGAUGAAUCGAUUUCCAAUUUCAAGAUUUUGCAAGCGAGACAUCAAAUGUUAGUCUCACAAUGAGAUAAGGAUGCAGAGGAGUGAGGAAGGUAGAUGUCAACAAUGUCGGGCUCCUCGGACAAUGAAAACACAUCACUGAUGGCAGAUCAUUCCAAGGGCAAGAAGAAGCAGCCAGACUGGAGCAGGUUUGGGCUGAGCCGAGAACCAGUUAAAGGUGACUCCGGUGUAACCAGCUCACCAUCAGAAAUCCAAGAUGGCAGCUAUCAGUCAUUGGAGGAAGGCAAGCACAAUGAACUCUACAGGGAGGAUCAGAGUCUAUCUUCCCAGAAGCCUUGGUACAAAGCAAACUUCUUCAUCUCAGAGCCGGUCCUGUUUGGGACGUGGGACGGUGUCUUCACUUCCUGUCUCAUCAACAUCUUAGGUGUCGUCAUCUUUCUUAGAAUGGGAUGGAUUGUAGGAAAUGCUGGGAUUUUGUUGACAAUCUUGAUGAUUUUCGUCACUGUGUUCAUUGUGCUGAUCGUUGCCCUGAGUGCUAUAGGAGUGUGUGAGAGAUGCAAGAUGGAGGGAGGGGGUGUCUAUUUCCUCGUGUCUCAUGUCCUCGGGGGCAGGAUUGGAGGCUGCAUAGGGAUUCUUUACUGCUUUGCACAAUCAGUAAGCUGCUCACUCUCGGUGAUGGGGUUUGGAGAGUCCAUUAUGCGAUUGAUGGGGGAAGAUAAUCCAUGGAUCGCUAGAGGUGUUGCCAUUGCACUAGUGCUGCUCCUGCUAGGUAUAAACAUAGCGGGGGUGAAGUGGGUGAUCCGGCUGCAGCUGAUCCUGUUGUUUACCUUAUUCUUCUCGGCCAUGGAUCUCGUUGUAGGAUCCUUCGUCCACACAGAUCCAGAUCACGGAGUUGAAGGAUACUCAGAGGUCAACCUUCGCAACAAUUCCAGCCCAGAUUUCCUGGAGGGUGAGAGCUUCUUCAGCAUGAUGGGAUUGUUUUUCUCCACGGUAACAGGUAUCUUAGCAGGGAUCAACAUGAGUGGUGACCUGAGGGACCCCUUCCACAACAUUCCUCAGGGGACUCUCGCUGCCCUAGGAGUAUCCACCCUUCUGUAUGUGUCCUUCACACUAGUUCUUGGUGCCACUUGUGUACGCAACUACCUCAUAGAUGAUGUCAUGAUAGCAGAAAAGGUGUCUAUAGCAGGCUUCCUGUGGUUAGCUGGUCUGUAUAUAUCAUCAAUUUCAUCGUGUAUGGGUAGUUUGUAUGGACCUCCCAGAAUUCUCCAGUCCAUAGCCAAUGAAAAUGUGAUGCCUAUUAUUAGGAUAUUAGGUCAAGGGAGAGGACCUAACAAAGUUCCAAUUUUUGCUUUAAUUCUUAUAACUCUAGUCACGCUUCUUUUCAUCUUUGUGGGUGAUGUGAAUUCCCUAGCUCCAAUUGUCACAACAGCAUUUAUGAUGACCUACGCAGCUAUAGACUAUGCCUAUUUCGCACUUGCCAUGUCGUAUGAUAGACGUCAGGAAAAAGAACUCAAAUAUGGACCAAUCAACAAGAAGAAGCUUUCUUCUGGAGAUAUUGGAAAUGGCUGUGUUGGUUACGGCACAUACUCUGCCCAGACGAGACCGAAGGAUUCCUUUGAGAAGUUGGCCAGUGAUCUGGACAGCUUGUUUCCUGAGAGGAUGACCCAGCGGGGCCAGCACCACCUAGUGAGGCAGAGCACUGGGAACAGUAAUGCCACCACCCCAGAUGCUGACUUUGACGCCACAAAGCAGUACAUACCUGCAGAGAAUACCACUGAUCAGAAUGAUAAGGCCAAUCUUCUACCUGAGAAAAACCUAGCAGAUGAAGAGAAAAAACCUCCAAGUGACGAGAUCAUCAAACAGCCAACGUCCUGGUACUCCUUCCUCUGUAACCGGUGGCUGUCAUUGUUUGGGAGCCUGGGAUGUAUGAUCAUCAUGUUCUCAGUGCAGUGGGCCUAUGCACUGGGGGAACUGACUGCUGUGUUAAUCAUAUACAUUUACAUUGGACAAGCCAGUCCUGGUUAUUUUCCAGGUAUUGCAGAUUUUAACAUGUAUGAAUGGAUUAAAGGAGGCCUAAAACGGUGUUGCAGAGGUGGAGGAAGUGUUCAGGAAGAAAUCAUCGUGGCACCAGCCACACCUGCCAUGAACUUAAUGGCUGCCCAGCUAACUGAUGACAAUGAGGACUUUGCAAACAGGGGACGGUAUCACCAAUCAGAGAUUGUCAGGGGAGAGAACUUUGAUGAUUAUGGCAGUGAUUGAGGUUCUAGUCCUUGGGUCUGCUGUGCCAUAUCAUGGAAGGGGACAUUCUGAUAUUUCCAUCAUCCACUGUUCUUUAAUUAACAGAAUAUUAAAAAUUCAAAAGGCAUUGGCAUCAUUUUAAGAUUUUUCAGCAAGAUACAUAAUUAUGUUGAUGUAUAAAGUUCAGCCUUUUCUUUGAUUAACAUCAGGGUUAUCUAUCCUUUUGUGGGUAAUUUUUUUCUCCUUCUCUUUAUAGACUUAUUCACAGAGCACAUACCAGGUAGUAAAAUAUGAUUUGGACCAAUCAGCAUCCUUGAUUAUACAUGUAUACAUAUAUAUCUCCAUUGUUACCUACAAAAACUUAGCAGUGCACAUGUAUGGUGUUGAGGUGAGAAAACACCUACCAUCAUUUCCAGUGGGGCUUUUAAAAUGUACAUGGUUGUUGUUUUUUUUAAAGUACUACAUGAAAUAAUGCCAAAAAUCUGACAAUACAUGUAGAUAUAGGAGCUUGUCACACAAGAAUUAAUUAUUUUCAUGUGAUGAAUGAAAGGGAUAUGUUUUUAUUUCCACAUUGGUUUAGGAGGACAUUCUGCUUUGAAAAUUGCCAAAUUGAUUAAAACCAACUCCCAUGCUACACAACAUCUUCGCUAGCCAUAAAGAUUUACGAGCCGCUCUGCUACUCUAUAACCCUUGGCUGCGUUAGCAAGAUUUUUGUGUCAACAAUAUUUCCUGCAUAUGAUUGGAUGCAGGCCUCCAUUUAAUCAGAUUUUCAUAGUCUCUAUAUACAACAUGGUGGUGUUUACACUGCGCAAUGAGGCUUUGCCUGUGAAAAAAGUUUAUUGAUUUUAAAUGAUUUCCAUAUAACAUCGUGUAACUCACUGGGUACAGCCAUUUUUAACAACACACAAUUUGUAGUUGAAAAAUGCAUUUUCAUUGGUUGAACAUGAUGUAAUCUAGAGUUUGUUUUCUCCAUCUGCUAAAGGAUGCCACUCAUAGCUACGAAAACCGUGCUAACGCAGCCAUGGGUUGUAGAAAAGCGGAGCGGAUUGUAAACCCUUGGCUAGCAAAGAUGGUUACACAAAUGGUUGUCACAAAAUAUUUUAUUUGCUGGAAUGUAAAACAAUAUUGUAUUUUGUGAUCCCAGGGACAUUUUGUACUAUUUUUAUCUGUUCGUCCCAACUAUGUGGAUAAUUUUCUUGCCACUUAGAUUCAUGGUCAGAUUAUACCUGACAUGAUUGACUUUCUUUUCCAAAUCAGAAAAAUAUUAUUCAUUAUGCUUUUCCUGUAUUAAAAUGGUAUGUUAAUAGAUAUGGAACCUACAUUAUUUUUUCCUUUUAAUUAUUCACAUGUUAUUUUCCCUUUUAAUUACAAAUGCUACUUUAUUUGGAGAUGAGAAUCUGCAUUUGUUCUUGGUUGGGUUUUUUUUUUUUCCAAAGCAAUCGUAGAUACAGUUGUACCAUUUUUGUUAAUGAGCAGAAAUCCAUUAUACAUUUUUAUUUAUUGUUUUGUUAGUUAUGUGAUAUUUUACAAGAUAUCUAUUUUUGUCUGUAUAAUUAUACUUUUGUGUACCGGUAUUAUAUAUGUGUAGUGCUCACAGGUUGUCUGACAGUCUCUUCAGAGCAGUGAUUUCGAUAAUCAGGCUCUCAGUAAAGCUGUACCAUUUUUGAUUAUGAGUUAGCUAUUUAAAGAUUUCAAAUCAUGAGGAUUAUAUUUGAAUUGAAUUAUAUACUAUUAUGAUCAAUCGGGUUGUAUUUUAAGGAAGAAUUUCAUUUCCAUAUUGAUUCAUUGAAUGAUCUCUUUAUACGAAUCUCAUAUAUAUAUAUUUACAGUAUAUUGAACAAAAUAGUUUGUCGUGUGACUGCAUUCCAUUUCUCUGUAUUGCCUAUAAGGAAAAUCUAUGUUUCAUCAUCACAGGGGGUCAUAUUUUUAUAUGCAUAGUAGAUAUUAAUACUUUUGGUUGUGAUCUCAACAAAAUUAGAAAUUCAGAUUUUCUGUUUAGAUACUGGGAAAUGUCUCUUUAUGGUCGUGCCAGUAUUUAUUGUUGCAGUAGUUCAAAAUUAGAUCAACUCUUACAUUAUUCCAUGCACCUGACUAAUUAUAACCUAUUUAUGUUAUUAACAAUUCCUUUUACAGAAUUUUUUUUUUCAAGUUUGAAUUCGCAAUUAUGUUUUCCUUGUAAUUUUUGCAUGUGUAUUGAUGAUAGUGAGUGCAAUUUGAAACCCUCAAAGUUUUCCCCCUCACAUAAAGUUGUAUUACUUGCAAAAUCAUAGAACUUGAAAGAAGUGGUAGAUACUAAAAACUAGCCAUUUAUUGCUAUUUUAUUGAUGUUGUUCGAGAUAUUUUUAAGUCCAGGGCUUGAAGAGAUCUCCAACUGUAAUGUAAAAGGAUGUUAUGGGAAAAUAUUGUCGUAGAUUUUGUGGUGUUUCAAAACUAAAGUGGUUUUAUUAUAUGUUCAUGUUAAAUAUAGUAAAAUAAAAAUGUUAAUUUUACCUUA
This is a messenger RNA of Ostrea edulis (European flat oyster), 5008 nucleotides long. Its product is annotated as solute carrier family 12 member 8-like. Gene Ontology annotation, cellular component: membrane. Gene Ontology annotation, molecular function: potassium:chloride symporter activity. The coding region runs from base 373 to 2535 and encodes 720 amino acids. The record is from RefSeq and is a predicted model, not a curated record. NCBI's taxonomy places the organism in Eukaryota, Metazoa, Mollusca, Bivalvia, Ostreida, Ostreidae. Gene Ontology annotation, biological process: potassium ion import across plasma membrane; chloride transmembrane transport; potassium ion homeostasis. The transcript has 14 exons.